AUGCUCGCUCACAAUCCGCUCAAACGACGUGCCGCCGAAGAGCUACUCCCCCUACAUUCCCCUAAACGGAGCCGGACAUCCCAGCACCCAAUUACCUUCUCAGAGCUUUCCGCCCGUUGGACCAGUAUUGGCGAAGAAGUCAUGAAACUUUUACACGACACAGGCUUCUCCGCUUUCAUGUCGUUUAAGGAGGCUCUCAGUGAUUUCAUUUUCGGUUCUAAGCGCAGGAAGCCAACAUGGCCACGGGCGCAGUCGCAAGAACGUCUCAAGCUGCAGGCACCCGCAAGGAGGAUUACUGCUUUGAAGAGUUCUUUGAAGCUCCCUGUUUCUGAACGCGCUACCCGAAAACAAUACACUGUGAGAUUUACGUCUUUGCCAUUCGAGUCGCCGCUGGCCGCUCCUCACCUGCUGCCUGCUGCUUCCGCCUCAUCGCCCAACCUCUCGCCUACUUGCGAAGAUACUUCUGACUCGCCGCUACCUUCUUCACCUCCCAGAAACGCUUUCGCUCCGUCUUCUGACCCCUUAAUCUCUUCGGUGUUAUACCCAAAGAUUUAUAAUCAGAUCAAGGCCAAGAUGCCACGGAAAGUCAAUCAUCGGAAGCAUAUACUUCAUAUCCAGUUCAAUGCCAGCAAGCCGAUCACCGGCGUCCGAUCAUUGAAAGACUUUCGCGGAUGGUUGGGCUACCAGGAACGUUCAGAGAGUCCUGCAGAUACUAAGUCCUCGCCGUUAUUCGAAGACCUACGUGAUGCAGACUUCGUGCCUCCAUUAUCGCGUGUCGCAUCGACGAACUUCAUCCAGCGUGCCCUCCGAGACACAAAAAAAUCGCUACUUUCCCCCAAGCCUAUCGUUUCUACUCCGUUUCCAGGUGCUUGGCCACAAGCCACACGGAUAGUUUCCGAGAAAAUCGAUACUCGCAUACGGCGGCUACAAGAUACACAGGCACAAGUCUCCGAGAAAAUCGCUGCUUGCGCCCAGCAGAAGCCCCUUUCCCUGCCCAUUUCGCUUCCGCCAGAAGACGAAGUAAAGGUGGCUGAGAUAUUUCAGAGGCGCGGUAUCAUCAGUAAAGGUGUUUGCGAACAGGUUAGCAACAAAGACCUCAGGCGGCUACACCCAGGUCAAUGGCUCAACGAUGAGAUCAUCAACUUCUACGGGGAGAUGAUCAUGUGCCGCCUUAAGGAGGGAUACGAGGAGAGCAGGCUGGCAAGAUGGACAAAACAGAUCACUCUGUUUUCAAAGGAUAUUAUCCUCAUUCCCAUCAACCACAAUGGCUCACACUGGACGGCCGCGGCGAUCAACUUCCGGAAGAAGCGGAUCGAGAGCUACAACAGCUUGAAUAGGGACCAAACGCAGGUAUUCAAGCUCCUACGUGUGUAUCUCGAUGCCGAGCACCGGACCAAAAAACGAAAGCCGUUCAAUUUCGAUGGUUGGGUUGAUUGGACGCCCAAAAACACGCCGCAGCAAGAGAAUAUCUCGGACUGCGGCAUCUUCGCUUGUCAGUUCCUCGAGACUUUGUCGCGCGGUGAGGAAAGGUUUGCCUUCACUCAGGCAAACAUGCACUACCUCCGGAGACGGAUGGUCUGGGAGAUUGCGCAUGCCAAGCUUUGGACAGACACAUAG
Phanerochaete carnosa HHB-10118-sp is the source of this 1617-nucleotide messenger RNA. RefSeq lists its product as uncharacterized. Gene Ontology annotation, molecular function: deSUMOylase activity. The transcript has 6 exons. Gene Ontology annotation, cellular component: nucleus. Gene Ontology annotation, biological process: protein desumoylation. NCBI's taxonomy places the organism in Eukaryota, Fungi, Basidiomycota, Agaricomycetes, Polyporales, Phanerochaetaceae. The record is from RefSeq and is a predicted model, not a curated record. Bases 1 to 1617 code for a protein of 538 amino acids.